AUGGCUGCGAGCCCACUUGACACCCUGACUGCUGCCAUCCAUGCUCGCACUCAGUUCGUGGAAGCACAAUCAGCCGCGGGGUUACCGAGGGAUUCCGUGCUGACCGCUCAAGUGUCAGCCUUGACAACCACGAUCCGCCAGACCCAUGGCCUGACGUUGGCCGAUGCGACUUCGCUGACCAACCUUACCACUGCUGGGCCCUGGACGGACAUGCAGAAGAUGACACUCGCCACUGCGCUCAGCGAAGCAUCGUCGACGCAGCCCCGUGACGCCACGGGGCCACGGGCCCAACAGGCGUGCCCCAAACUCAUCAAUUUCCUCAGUGAGAACGACUGGCGGAUCUUGAACAACCCCGAGCUGGCCGUCGGUGUGAAGUCCCAGUGUGUCGCGGUGCGGAUGUUUCGCAUUGGUAUUUCUUGCCCGAACGAGGAGACCAUAAAAAGGGCUGGUGCGAUCGUCCUCAUGACGGCCAUGCGCUCGGAGAUGGCGCAACUCUCAGCUGAGAGCAAGCGCAGGGUGAUGCUCUCCAUCAAGGAGCAGAUCAAACAUAUGGAUAAGCGGAACAAGCAACCGUUCCCACACAUGACCCUCUUCCCUGACGGGCCGAGUGCAUUCUCAGCGGACCUUAUGCAUCACGCGUACCACGACUCCCCCGUGGAUACGAGCAUUGGGAUCGACCUGGAGGAGUACGAGACUGCAGUCGACAUGCUCGGGCACAGGAAGUCACACUCGUCCUUCGGCAACAAGCCUCAGCGCACCCAGUCGCAGCUCACCCAGGCGGAGCUGCUGCAAGGAUUGGACCCACAGUCCGUCAUCGCCCAGAUCGCCCAGCAUACCAUGACAGGUCUGAUGCAAAUGGUCCCAGGUCUUCAGCGUCAUGCCGACCGUAGCGACGCGGGCAUCAACCUGACGGACUUGCGUCCAAGGCGCGGGGCGCUGCCUGGUGGAGCGGGUGCACUUGGAUUGGGCGCUGGCGCAGCCUCGUCGGCCGCAGGGGGGCACCUGGCACUGGCUAUCCCAGGUGCGGCGCCUGAUGCUGGGGCUGGCGGAGCAGCUUACCUCAGCGACUCGCAGACGACUGACGCCCUCCCAACGGGGUCGCCGACACAGCUGGCGAUAGUACCGCCCCCUGUGGUACCAUCGCCUCCCCAUGUGGUACCACCGCUCGCUCCAAUUCCACCAGCUGCUGCCGAUGACGGCGACGGUGACGAGGCCGCGGAGCUGGAGGCAAAGAUGAGGGAAGCCGCGAACGGCAAGACGUCGAAGACGGCGAACGGCAUGAAGCGCCCCGCGGCCUCCCAGAAGCUUGUCAUGCGGAAGCCCGCGAAGGCCACCACGAGCAAGACCGCUAAGCACGCGGUCAAUUACACGCAGCUCCUGACCAAGGCUGACAUCAAAGGCAGGACCCGCAACGCUUUCGCCUCUCGCAUCUACGGGCAAGUAAAAACGCUUGCUCGCGGCCUUGGCAUGAAUGAGACGGCCGUCGCUUGCCAGGAGUCCACGUAUUUUCGAGAUUUGUUUCGCGACACUGUGCAGAAGACUGGGAAUGUUUUGAAGUUGAUUAUAUAUAGCGACGAGGUGACCCCAGGGAACCCCCUGGCGGAUCACAACAGUCGCAAACUCCAGGCCAUCUACUGGUCGAUUUUAGGCUUUGACUUUCCUGCGUUAUCGAACGAGUUGACAUGGUUCACCUUGGUCGGGGUUAGGAGCACCGCAGUCAAUAGAUUGGAAGGGGGUCUCAGCCAGCUGACCCUUCGCGCUCUCAAGUUGUUCUUUGGCGCACCCCACGGCCACGAUCUGAAGAACGGCAUCGCAUUUACCAUCCCUGGGGACAACAGUUGCCGAUUGAUCACAGGCAACGUGGAGAUACUCGUUCAAGACGAACGAGCAUUCAAAUUCAUGACGGAGUGCAAGGGGUCAGGCGGACACAAAGUGUGCGCACUCUGCCAGAAUGUAGUCGGGGUGAACUCAUCGUUUUUACCAGAUCGUAGCGGUUUCCUGUGCAGCUCUGCAGAACUAGACGUGAGCAAGUUCAAGCUCCACACACUGGGUUCUAUCCGUGGUAUCCAGAGGCGCCUUCGCAAGCUCAAGGAGGCCAACGACAAGACAGGACUCCAGGAGCUUGAGACGUUGUUCGGUUACAACUACGUUGAGAAGGGUUUGCUGGCAUGCGAGGACCUGCCGUUCGAUAUCGUACACGCCUGGUCAUGGGACUGGAUGCAUUGCUAUGUAGUCGACGGCAUCAUGGAUCAUGAAAUAACCCAGUUCUUGACUCAGGAACUCAAGAAGACACCAGCAGGCACCUAA
Prorocentrum cordatum is the source of this 2307-nucleotide messenger RNA. NCBI's taxonomy places the organism in Eukaryota, Dinophyceae, Prorocentrales, Prorocentraceae. The record is from the annotation of a GenBank genome assembly.